AUGAGCCGCCCGAGCGGCCUCGCCGGCAUGAGCGACUUGCCGGCCAGCCAGGCGCGCGACGAGGCGAGCACGCGCGCGUGGCAGAUCGCCGACAGCCUGUCGAAGCUCGAGGGUCGCUCUACCGGCCCCCCUGUACUCGGCGACGUCACGCUUGCGUCCGUCGAGCUCGAGAGCGGCGAGGUCGGCGGCGCUCCUUCUACGUCGCCGCAACCGCGAGCUCGCACGACCAGGGCGCGCACGAGCUCGAGCAACCGUGCAAGCGUCGCCACGCUCGACUCGAUGAGCACGACGGGCGAGACGGUCUACGAGGACGCCAAGGAGGACCUGUACGCCGACGAGCCGGCAGACGAGGUCCUGCCAGUUCUGCACCUUUCCGAGCUUACCGAGCCACCUGUCCUCUUCGGCGUCCCCUCGUUCGCCGCCGCCGGCCCCGUCGCGCCUGUCUCGACCGCCGAGCUGCAACAUUCGCCGGUCGACCGCCACGCGUUCUCGCCGCGAUCGGCCUUCGAGGAGCAGGCUAUCCUCCUCCGCCGACGCGCGAGCCUGCAGGCUCAAUCGGAGGCGUCUCGGCGCGUCAAGGCCCGCCUCUCCUUGUCGACCCGCUCUUCCGACGAGCGUCCCGCUCACGCCGCAAGCCGCCGCCACUCGGCUCUCCCGGCGUCGGUACAAGUGCCCCUCGCCACGCGCAGGACGUCUGUCGCCGGCGCCGCGCCGACCUCGUCCCCUCCACGCCCCUCGGGCCACCUCAAGCCGCUCGUCCUCACCCCGACCCGUACCGUCCAGGCGCCCCUCACCAGCCUCAGCCCAACCUCACCGACUACCCGGCGUGGCUCGGCCGACCUGCCGAGGCGUGGCAGCUUCGGGCUCGUCCGCCAGAGCUCGAAAGAGCCUGACGGCGCACGGUCCUCGCCCGGCGCUCGCCGCCUGUCGUCGCCGCGCACGCCGGGCAACCGCCGGUCGCUCGGCUACUUCGACUCGGCGUCGAGCGGGCACGCCCUCGGCGCGCACCGCGACUCGCUCGCGCCGUCGCCGUCGCCGCCGCUCCACGUUCGGCGCGGCCGCACGGCGAGCCAGGACACGGCGGCGACCUCGUCGACGGACGACAGCGCCCUGAGCCGCUCGAGCAGCCUUCCGCUGCCGGACAGCCCGGCGUCGAGCGUCGAGGGCUGGUCCGACGAGAAGCACGCGCGCAUGGCGAGCGCAGCGGACGCGGCGGCGGUUGGCCCGAGGGGCAGCCCGCUCUUGAGCGACGGCGAGUGGGAGCGCGAGUACCAGCGUCGGUCGAGCAGGUCGGGACCGCUCGAGAUGGUCGCCGAGGACUCGGCGACCGAGCAGUCGGCGGCGCUGUACAGCCUCGGGCCCGCCAUCGACUUUACGGCCGCGACCCCGUCCACCAUCCACGCCGCCAGCUCGCCGUCCACCAUCACCUCGCCUCACGCCGGGCGCCCCAAGAGCAAGUACGACGAGCACUGGCUGGGCGACGCCGUCACCGACUCGGCCGCCGAGGAGUCGGACGCCGCGCCCUGCGGCUCGCGCUCGUCGACCGACUCGCCCGCCAGCCUCGAGCGCGCCAACUCGUCGUCGCUCAAGAAGGGCCGACCGAUCGUCAUCAAGAGCGUGACGGCGCGCUCGUCGGCCAUCAACGCCCGGCGCAGCCAGCGCCUGUCGCAGAUCGACCCGCCCGUCGGCGAGGCGAGCCACCGCCUCUCGCGCGCCAUGCGCCGCACGUCGAGCACGACUGGCGCCACGACUCACUCGUCGACGCCUCGCACGCCGCCAUCGGCUCAGCUCGACCGGUCGACCUCGCACCAGCGUCGCUUGUCGACGGCCCGAGCGCCCGCCUCGCCCGGCCAGCCUCUCGCCGGGCUCGCCAUUUGGCCGCCGCCUGUCGAGACCAAGACGGUGUCGCUCGCGCCCGCUCUCGGGUACGCCUCGGACGCCGAGUCGGCGGCCGGCCUGUCGGCGCGCGUGAGCGAGACGGACGACGAGGCGUUCGGCGCCCGUGCCGCCUCUCGGUCGCAGCGCCGCACGAUCGGGCAUCGCCGUCCGUCGCUCCUGCCACGAGGGCCUCGCGCGGCACCCGAGGACGACGAGUUCGGGCCCGAGUCGUGGCUCGACGUGCUCUUGACCGAGGAGCCGCCGACGCGCACGGCCCGCUCGCGCUCGGCCGUCGACUUGGGCGUCGACAGCCACGCCGGCAGGUUCACGACGUUGCACCAGUACGACCGGCCGAGGAAGGGUUCGGCGCCGACGCCGGGCUGUCUGCCGUCGAGCUCGCUGCCCGUCCCUCCUCGAGCGGGCGGCCUGACCAAGAAGUUCCUCGGCGGCUUCAUCUCCAAGGCGCCCGAGACGGCCAAGAAGCCCAUCUCGAUCGCGCCCAAGGACGGCAGCCGGCGCUCGUCGCUCAAGCCUCGUCCCGUCGUGUCGGGCCCUCUCGAGCUCGAGGCGGCGAGCUCGGCCCUGGCGCGGGAGCGCUCGAGCCGCUCGGUCCACUCGCUCGACUUUGGCGUCGCCGGCGGCGCCGCGAGCAGCACGCGCUCGAGCUCGGCCAUGUCGAACCGGGUCGGCGGCCGCCCGAUGGUGCACUACCCGUCGGCUGCCGUCGCCGCGUACGUGCGGCAGGGCCAGGCGACCGACGACUCGCGAGAGGAACUCGCGUCGCUCCACUUCGACAGCACCGACGACCUCGGCGCCUCGCUCGACGCCGUCUUCCGCCGCUCGCCCAAGCACGACCACCGCCGCAGCCGGUCGGGCUCGCCACCGCCGGUGCCGUCCAAGAGCGGGUCGCCGCAGCGCCACAAGCGGUACAGCAGCGUCGGCUCGAUCGAGUCGCUCUCGUCGUCGGCGUCGUUCACGAGCGCGAGCUCGCCCGCCGGCGAUCGGACCCGCUCGCGCCAGGGCUCGAUCUCGCUCUCGUUCUCGAGCGGGUCGCUCGCCUUCCCGGGCCCGUCGCACGCCGUCAAGAUGGAGCGCCAGGCGUCGAGCGAGCGGGCGAGGGACGCGUGGCGAGCCCAGGUCGUCGAGCGCUGA
Molecule: messenger RNA, 3030 nt
Organism: Rhodotorula graminis WP1
Lineage: Eukaryota; Fungi; Basidiomycota; Microbotryomycetes; Sporidiobolales; Sporidiobolaceae
Exons: 2
Coding region: 1-3030 (1009 amino acids)
Source: RefSeq, a predicted model, not a curated record